Messenger RNA from Paraphaeosphaeria sporulosa, 2358 nucleotides. RefSeq lists its product as uncharacterized. The record is from RefSeq and is a predicted model, not a curated record. Lineage: Eukaryota; Fungi; Ascomycota; Dothideomycetes; Pleosporales; Didymosphaeriaceae. The transcript has 2 exons. Bases 140 to 2134 code for a protein of 664 amino acids.
CACGGUCUUGACAACACUUGGGACCCCAAAUUCAUUACCUCGCGGUAUCAGCCUUGCCAUCUUGUCCGCAGACUGGCAUGCUAGGUAAAGUCCGGUAGAACGUGGGACUACCGAUAGCCCAUCGGACAUUUCGCCUGCCAUGACGGACGCCUCCUCCCAUCUGCCCCUCUUCCGCCCUAGCGUGUAUGCACCCGCAUCCUUCUCGCCAGCCCUAUCCGCCCCAAAUCCGACAUAUACCUGGUCAACCGCGAGCAAAAAGCGUUCGCUGGCUCCUGGACCUCGGCACUCGAUGUGUCCGCCAAAUGCAUCCAAUGAACGACAUGGAGCACCGGAUGGGUUGCUGUUCAUCACGGGGACGUCGCUGGAGGAUUUCAAGUCCAGGAAGAAUAUGACUAGCGUGCGGAAGAAGGCGAUGGGGAGUUAUUUGAAGGAGAAGAAGCCGAAAGCGACGCAGAAAGAGCAGCAAUGUACAGGAAGAUCGAGCAUUGACUCGGCCGGCUCGCGGGGGAGCAUAGAGGGUGACCAGAACGAUGUAAUUUCGAAUACCGAGGCGAUUAAGCUUAUGAAUGGGGAUGGGAGGAGGAGGAGGAAGUCGUCGCAUAGUACGGCGGUCACGAGUAGUCCGGAGACUAUACGACGGACACCAGAAGCGCAGGUCUCGCGGCUGCCAAGAAUCACCAUGGACUUUGUUCUGCCCAGUGGCCCCAUCGUCGUCCCGUCCCGGACGGGGGUGCCUCUGCCGUACGACGAGACUUCGCCAAAGCCAUUCCAGUCCAUAGGCAAGCCGCUCGAUCCGUUCCGCACCAUGUUCCAGGCGAGCCAUCCGCAGGUGUCGGUUGAAGAGCUGAAGUUCCACUGUUCACGGGCCUUCGGAACGAAGGCAAUGGGCAUGCACUGGAUACCCACGCUGGUCAAGUCUCCGCACGCUUUCCUGAGCACGCUGUGUAUUGCGUCAGCACAUUACGACGCUAUCCACGAGCGGGAGAUUGAGAGCGUGCAGACACUUGCGCUGCGGCAGGAGGUUAUGCAUCUGAUCAGUCAGAGUCUACUCAAUCCAGAAACGCGCGGAGACGACUACAACGUCGUUGCACUCACGCAGUUGAUUGCGAGCGAGAUCAUCGCAGGCGAAGACAUGACGCUCAACUUCCACGAGACCGGAAUUGAAGCCAUGGUCCGGCAAAGAGGAGGAUUAGGGAAACUUGGCGUGAAUGGACGUUUAGCAACUACCCUAUCCUGGGUAUCCCUAGAAUCCGCAAUCCUCCGCGAAGCAACGCCGCGCCCACAGUACGUCGCGCACGCCUCAACAACAUCCACACGAAGCUACCCCAACACCGCCACCAUCCCAGAAUCCCCGCUAUACUGCCCGCGCAGUGAGUUCGAGACCAUCAAGCGCUCAUCACGGUGCUCGCCGCAGGCAAUGGAUCUGCUGAAGGACAUGCGCAUGAUGAUGGAUCUGUUCCUGCACGAGACCAAGCAGAGCCGGCACAACUCCCUUUCCUUGAAAAAUAUUCACAGGAAGAUCACAACGCAGUAUCCGCCCGUCUCCGAGACUCAGAAAAAUGUUGUCCUGACGCCGAACGACUGGAGAUACGAAGCAAUUCGUAUAGGAGCGGUGUUAACGGCGAAUGCGAUAUUGCAGCGCAUGCCCCUGUCCGAAGCACUCGCGCAUAUCGGCGAGAUCGAGCUCUCACGGACAUUAGAAGACAUUCCAUCAACGACGCCCAUUGAAAGCAUCACACGACAAGACUCCCCCCUCGCCCUCGCUCACCCGCAAAUAAACCCCUUCACCUUCUCACCCUCCACUCCCACCUACGUCCGCCGCCCCUCCAACCCUACAACCACCCUCCUCAAACAUCUCCAAACCGCCCUUACCCACUCCAACCUCUCCGACUGCUGGGCCGACAUGGCCGGCGUGCUUCUGUGGGUCGCGCUGACCGUCGGCGCCGCGAGUCGCAAGGCUGAUAGCAAGGUGCUGCGGAAGUGGUUCAAGGCGCUGGCGCUGAGGGUGAGUAUUAUUCUGUGUUUUGAGCAUCCGGAGGCGAUGUGUGCUAGUUUGUUAAGGAUGGGAGAUUUGAUAUCCGCAAUCGAAGAGGGGGGGAAGGGUGAGGACAGGGGAAAGAGGAGGAGAGGGUAGGGUCAGGUAUGAGACGUUGUGGGACGAUGCGCUUGAUUUCUGCUUUGUUUUACUUGAGCUUGUGGGGGCGGGUUUGUGUUAUGGUUGGCGUUGAUCUGGGCAAGCACUCGUGGACUUUGGCCAUUGCACUACAUUUGGAUACCUUGGGUGCGGUUUGGGCAGUCUUGUAUAGUUGGAGUACUAGCUCUAGAAAUCUUUGAACUCUCAGCUUCGAAGAGUCGGAC